AGCUGGCCGUGGGGGGGUGGGGGGAGGAACAUGGCGCAAGCUCUGUCUGAGGAGGAGUUUCAGCGGAUGCAGGCUCAGCUCUUGGAACUCCGAACAAACAACUACCAGCUUUCAGAUGAACUACGGAAGAAUGGUGUUGAACUUGCCAGUCUUCGACAGAAGGUCGCCUACCUGGAUAAGGAGUUCAACAAAGCUCAGAAGGCAUUGAGCAAGAGCAAGAAAGCUCAGGAAGUCGAGGUACUGCUGAAUGAAAAUGAGAUGCUGCAGGCAAAGCUGCACAGCCAGGAGGAGGACUUCCGUUUGCAGAACAGCACGCUAAUGGCCGAGUUCAGCAAGCUCUGCAGCCAGAUGGAACAGCUGGAACAAGAGAACCAACAACUAAAGGAGGGGGCUGCUGGAGCAGGGAGUGUCCAAGCUGCAUCUCUCGCCUUGCAGGAGCGCUAUGGGAAAGAGGCCAGGCUAUCCACGGGUGUCAGUGAGGGCCAAGGGGACCCCCCAGGGGGCCUGGCCCCCACUGUCCUGGCCCCCAUGCCAUUGGCAGAAGUGGAGCUGAAAUGGGAAAUGGAGAAAGAGGAAAAGAGAUUGCUCUGGGAGCAGCUACAAGGCUUGGAGAGCUCAAAGCAGGCCGAAACAUCCAGAUUGCAAGAGGAACUCGCUAAGCUCUCUGAGAAACUGAAAAAGAAACAAGAAAGUUUUUGCCGUCUACAGACAGAAAAGGAGACGCUAUUUAAUGAUAGCAGGAACAAGAUUGAGGAGUUACAACAGCGGAAAGAAGCUGAUCUCAAGGCCCAGUUGGCUCGAACCCAGAAGCUGCAGCAGGAACUUGAGGCUGCCAAUCAGAGCUUGGCAGAGCUGAGAGAUCAGCGGCAGGGGGAGCGCCUGGAACAUGCAGCAGCUUUGCGGGCCCUGCAAGAUCAGGUGUCCAUCCAGAGUGCAGAUGCGCACGAACAAGUGGAAGGGCUUGUGGCUGAGAACACUGCCUUGAGGACUAGCCUGGCUGCUCUGGAGCAGAUACAAACAGCAAAGACCCAAGAACUGAAUAUGCUCCGAGAACAGACUACUGGGCUGACAGCUGAGUUGCAGCAGCGGCAGGCUGAAUAUGAGGGCCUCAUGGGACAAAAAGACGACCUCAACUCUCAGCUCCAGGUGACAGAAUCCCUGCAGCAGCAGCAGCAGGAACAAGAGGAAGUCCUCAAGCAGUGUCGUGAGCAGCAUGCUGCCGAGCUAAAGGGCAAGGAGGAGGAGCUACAGAGUGUGCGGGAUCAGCUCCAGCAGGCCCAGGAGGAGCUGGACUGCCACCUGAAGACCAUCAGCAUCCUGAAGCAGGAGGUGAAGGACACAGUGGAUGGACAGCGGAUCCUGGAGAAGAAGGGCAGUGCUGCGCUCAAGGAUCUCAAGCGGCAGCUGCACCUGGAGCGGAAACGGGCGGACAAGCUGCAGGAACGGCUACAGGACAUCCUUACCAACAGCAAGAGCCGCUCAGGCCUUGAGGAGCUGGUUCUCUCAGAGAUGAACUCACCAAGCCGGACCCAGACAGGGGACAGCAGUAGCAUCUCCUCUUUCAGCUACCGGGAACUCCUGGGCUCAAGCGAUUCUCCUGCCUCCACCUCCCAAUCCUUAUCUAGCAGCCCUCAGGCCCAGCCUCCUCGGCCAGCAGAGCUGUCAGAUGAGGAAGUGGCUGAACUUUUUCAGCGGCUGGCAGAGACACAGCAGGAGAAAUGGAUGCUGGAGGAGAAGGUGAAACACCUGGAAGUGAGCAGCGCUUCCAUGGCAGAGGACCUCUGCCGGAAGAGUGCCAUCAUUGAGACCUACGUCAUGGACAGCAGGAUUGAUGUAUCUGUGGCAGCAGGCCACACAGAUCGCAGCGGGCUGGGCAGCGUCCUGAGAGACCUAGUGAAGCCAGGCGAUGAGAACCUUCGAGAGAUGAACAAGAAGCUGCAGAACAUGCUGGAGGAGCAGCUCACCAAGAAUAUGCACUUGCAUAAGGCCCCACCGCUGUUGCUGCUCCUGCAGCAGGAACACAGUUCCUCCUCCUGGUUCCUCUUGGCCUCUCUAGACACCCCCAGUCUCCUUGUCCGGGUGGCCCAGGGCCUCUCCAAGCCCACCAACCUGGAGACAGCCACUUUCUCCUAA
This is a messenger RNA of Otolemur garnettii (small-eared galago), 2133 nucleotides long. RefSeq names its product GRIP1 associated protein 1 (gene GRIPAP1). Gene Ontology annotation, biological process: regulation of recycling endosome localization within postsynapse; neurotransmitter receptor transport, endosome to postsynaptic membrane; regulation of neurotransmitter receptor transport, endosome to postsynaptic membrane. The coding region runs from base 31 to 2133 and encodes 700 amino acids. Gene Ontology annotation, cellular component: glutamatergic synapse; extrinsic component of postsynaptic early endosome membrane; postsynaptic recycling endosome. The record is from RefSeq and is a predicted model, not a curated record. The transcript has 25 exons. NCBI's taxonomy places the organism in Eukaryota, Metazoa, Chordata, Mammalia, Primates, Galagidae.